Messenger RNA from Cynoglossus semilaevis (tongue sole), 10599 nucleotides. RefSeq names its product talin 2b (gene tln2b). The record is from RefSeq and is a predicted model, not a curated record. Bases 440 to 8104 code for a protein of 2554 amino acids. Gene Ontology annotation, biological process: actin cytoskeleton organization; cell-cell adhesion. The transcript has 60 exons. Lineage: Eukaryota; Metazoa; Chordata; Actinopteri; Pleuronectiformes; Cynoglossidae. Gene Ontology annotation, molecular function: integrin binding; structural constituent of cytoskeleton; actin filament binding. Gene Ontology annotation, cellular component: plasma membrane; focal adhesion; cytoskeleton.
AAAAAAAAUUACUGAAAAUGCAUGAAAUAUAGAAUGAAUAACACUGAGAAACUUCUACUUCAUAAUAAAGUACAAUAUGUAUGCACUCAUUUACUCAGUCCACACUAAUUGGACACAGCUGGCAUGAAUUACACAAAGGUGGUAUUUAUUGGGGCACAGCAGGCCUCAUCGUGAACACAACACAGGAAGUAAACUUUAAGACAAGAACUGACCAUGGAGAGUACACACAACGAAAUGAAGUAAACUCACAAGACAAUGCAGUUUCUACAAGAGAUUCAGAGGGGCUUGAUGCCGUGGAGGAGGCAGGCAGAGGCAGACAGGCUGAGCUGACCCGCUUUACUGUGUGUCGCCCAGCCUUCAUCCAAGUCAGUCCGCAUGCAUUAAGGAGCGCCGCACAUCAGGUGUGUAGGUCGCCAGACCUGUGAAGCUACUUGUCAAGAUGGUGGCCUUAUCCUUAAAGAUCUGCGUCCGCCAGUGCAAUGUGGUGAAGACCAUGCAGUUUGAACCGUCCACUCCAGUCUACGAUGCCUGUCGUAUCAUCAGGGAGAGAGUUCCAGAAGCCCAGACGGGACAAGCCUCAGAUUAUGGGCUCUUCUUGUCUGAUGAUGAUCCCAGAAAAGGAAUCUGGCUCGAAUCAGGAAGAACCCUUGAUUACUACAUGCUGAGAAAUGGGGAUAUAUUGGAAUAUAAAAAGAAGCAAAGGCCCCAGAAGAUCAAGAUGCUGGAUGGUGCAAUUAAAACCAUCAUGGUCGACGACUCCAAAACAGUCGGCGAGCUGCUCGUCACCAUCUGCAGCAGAAUCGGGAUCACCAACUAUGAGGAGUACUCACUAAUCCAGGAGACGACGGACGACAAGAAGGAGGAGAGCACCGGGACGCUGAAGAAAGACAGGACGCUGCUGCUGCGAGACGAGAGGAAGAUGGAAAAGCUGAAAGCCAAACUCCACACAGAUGACGACCUGAACUGGCUGGACCACAGCAGGACGUUCAGAGAACAAGGGGUGGAGGAGAGCGAGACUCUGCUGCUCAGGCGCAAGUUCUUCUAUUCUGACCAGAACGUGGACUCCAGAGACCCUGUCCAGCUGAACCUGCUCUACGUUCAGGCGAGGGAUGAUAUAUUGAAUGGAUCCCACCCCGUCUCCUUUGAUAAAGCUUGUGAGUUUGCAGGGAUCCAGGCUCAGAUCCAGUUUGGGCCCCACGUGGAGCACAAGCACAAGCCCGGAUUCCUGGACCUGAAGGAGUUCUUACCCAAGGAGUACAUCAAGCAGAGAGGUUCUGAAAAGAAAAUAUUCCAUGAACACAGAAAUUGUGGAGAGAUGACGGAGAUCGAAGCCAAAGUGAAGUAUGUGAAGUUGGCGAGAUCUCUACAGACAUACGGAGUUUCCUUCUUCCUGGUGAAGGAAAAGAUGAAGGGUAAAAAUAAGCUGGUCCCACGGCUGCUGGGGAUAACCAAGGAGUCGGUGAUGCGAGUGGAUGAGAAGACAAAGGAUGUGGUCCAGGAGUGGCCUCUGACAACUGUCAAGAGAUGGGCUGCCUCCCCCAAGAGCUUCACCCUGGAUUUUGGGGAAUACCAGGAGAGUUACUACUCUGUCCAGACCACAGAAGGGGAGCAGAUAUCCCAACUCAUCGCUGGCUACAUCGACAUCAUUCUCAAAAAGAAACAAAGCAAGGAUCGUUUUGGCCUGGAGGGAGAUGAGGAGUCCACCAUGCUGGAGGAAUCUGUUUCCCCCAAGAAGUCAACAAUUUUGCAGCAGCAGUUUAACCGAGUCGGUCGUGUGGAACAUGGCUCAGUAGCACUUCCAGGCAUAAUUAGGUCGGGAUCUAUUGGCGGCCCUGACACCUUUAAUGUGGGUACUAUGCCCUCUGCCCAGCAGCAAAUUACAAUGGGGCAGAUGCAUAGAGGACACAUGCCUCCACUGAGUCUGGCCCAGCAGGCGCUGAUGGGGACCAUCAACAGCAGCAUGCAGGCUGUGCAGCAGGCCCAGUCAGAUCUGGGACACGUUGAUAAUCUCCCUCCACUGGGUCAUGACCUGGCAUCCAGAGUUUGGGUCCAGAACAAAGUGGAUGAAUCCAAACAUGAAAUCCACUCUCAGGUGGAUGCUAUCACCGCUGGAACAGCGUCCGUGGUCAACCUCACUGCAGGUGAGCCCACAGAAACGGACUACACCGCAGUGGGUUGUGCCAUCACGACCAUCUCUUCCAAUCUGACUGAAAUGUCCAAGGGUGUCAAACUGCUGGCAGCGUUAAUGGACGAUGAUGUGGGCAGUGGACACAAGCUCAUGGGUGCUGCCAGGAUGCUGGCAGUGGCUGUGUCUGAUCUGCUCAGGUCUGUGGAGCCUGCUGCCGCAGAGCCCAGACAGACUGUGCUGACUGCGGCAGGAAACGUUGGACAGGCCAGUGGAGACCUUCUGCGUCACAUCGGGGAGGGCGAGACCGAUGAGAAGUUCCAGGACACACUGAUGAAUCUGGCCAAAGCGGUGGCCAAUGCAGCUGCUAUGUUAGUCCUGAAGGCCAAGAACGUGGCCCAGGUGGCAGAGGACACCAUACUGCAGAACAGAGUGAUCGCAGCUGCAACUCAGUGUGCACUGUCCACCUCACAGCUGGUAGCCUGCACUAAGGUGGUGAGUCCGACCAUCAGCUCCCCAGUGUGUCAGGAGCAGCUCGUCGAAGCCGGGAAACUUGUGGAUCGAUCCAUGGAAACCUGUGUGAAAGCGUGCAGAUCGGCCAGCGACGACAGUGAGCUGCUGAAGCAGGUGGGGGCAGCGGCGGGCGUGGCCAGCCAGUCUCUCAGCGACCUGCUGCAACACGUCCGUCACUACGCCAGCUGCGGAGAGCCAAUCGGACGUUACGACCAGGCUACAGACACCAUCAUGAAUGUUACAGAAAACAUUUUCACCUCCAUGGGUGAUGCUGGUGAAAUGGUGCGUCAGGCCAGGGUUUUGGCCCAAGCCACUUCUGACUUGGUGAACGCCAUGAGGUCUGAUGCAGAAGCGGAAGUUGACGUGGACAGCUCUAAGAAACUCCUGGCUGCAGCCAAACUCCUGGCAGAUGCUACAGCACGGAUGGUUGAAGCUGCAAAGGGGGCGGCUGCUUAUCCAGAGAAUGAGAACCAGCAGCAGCGGCUCCGAGAGGCGGCCGAGGGGCUCCGUGUCGCCACUAAUGCUGCAGCUCAGAAUGCGAUUAAGAAAAAACUGGUCAACAGGCUGGAGAUUGCAGCAAAGCAGGCUGCAGCAGCUGCCACUCAGACCAUCGCAGCUGCACAGAAUGCCGCGGCUUCGAAUAAAAACACAGUUUCACACCAACAACUCGUGCACAGCUGCAAGGCGGUGGCAGAUAGCAUUCCCCAGUUGGUGCAGGGUAUGAAGAGCAGCCAGGCACAGCCUGAGGAGCUGGGAGCUCAGCUCGCCCUCAUCAUGGCCAGCCAGAGCUUCUUACAGCCUGGAAGUAAGAUGGUGACAUCUGCCAAGUCAGCAGUUCCUACUGUGGCUGACCAGGCAGCUGCUAUGCAACUGGGCCAAUGUGCCAAGAACCUGGCUACCUGCCUGGCAGAGCUCAGGACCGCCACCCAGAAGGCCCACGAAGCGUGCGGUCCUCUGGAGAUUGACUCCGCUCUCAAAACGGUCCAGACACUCAAGAGUGAGCUCCAGGAUGCCAAGAUGUCUGUGAUCGAUGCCCAACUCAAACCUCUUCCUGGAGAAACAUUGGAAAAAUGUGCCCAGGAUUUGGGAAGUACAUCUAAGGCUGUGGGUUCCUCCAUGGCUCAGCUGCUAACGUGUGCUGCACAAGGCAAUCAACAUUAUACAGGUGUAGCAGCCAGAGAAACAGCUUUGGCUCUAAGGACAUUGGCUCAAGCAGCCAGAGGUGUGGCCGCCAGCACCAAGGAGCCACAGGCUGCGGCGGCGAUGCUCGACUCAGCCCAGUGUGUCAUGGAGGGCUCAGCCAUGUUGAUCCACGAAGCCCAUCAGGCUCUGGUUCAUCCAGGAGAUGCUGAGAGUCAGCAGAGAUUGGCCCAGGUGGCCAAAGCUGUGUCCCACUCCCUGAAUAAUUGUGUAAAUUGCCUGCCAGGACAGAAGGACGUUGAUAUGGCUCUGAGGAGCAUUGGAGAAGCCAGCAAGAAGCUGCUGGUUGACAUGCUUCCACCAUGCAGCAAGACAUUCACUGAGGCCCAGACUGAUCUGAACCACACGGCGGCUGAACUCAACCACUCUGCAGGCGAGGUUGUCCACUCUUCCCGAGGGACCAGCAGCCAGCUCGCUGCAGCCUCAGGCAAAUUCAGCCAAGACUUUGAUGAAUUCCUGGAUGCUGGCAUUGAGAUGGCAGGACACACCCAAAGCAAAGACGACCAGAUCCAAGUCAUUGGUAAUUUGAAGAAUAUCUCAAUGGCAUCCAGUAAGCUGCUGCUGGCUGCCAAGUCCCUGUCUGUGGACCCGGGCGCAGCCAAUGCCAAGAAUCUCCUAGCUGUGGCAGCGAGGGCGGUGACAGAGAGCAUUAACCAGCUAAUUACACUCUGUACCCAACAAGCUGCAGGACAAAAAGAGUGUGACAACGCAUUAAGGGAGUUGGAGGCUGUCAGAGGACUUUUAGAUAAUCCCAACGAGCCUGUCAGUGAACUCUCUUACUUUGACUGCAUCGAGAGCGUCAUGGAAAAUUCAAAGGUGCUCGGCGAGUCCAUGGCAGGUAUUUCUCAGCACUGUAAGACGGGUGAUGUGGUCGCCUUUGGGGAGAGCGUGGGUGUGGCGUCCAAAGCUCUGUGUGGGCUGACUGAGGCUGCAGGACAGGCGUCUUAUCUUGUUGGUGUGUCAGAUCCCAACAGUCACUCGGGACAUGAGGGACUGGUGGAUCCGAUCCAGUUUGCUAAGGCUCACCAGGCUAUACAGAUGGCAUGUCAGAACUUAGUUGACCCAGCCAGUAGUCCUUCACAGGUGUUGUCUGCAGCAACAAUUGUGGCCAAACACACCUCAGCUCUUUGUAACGCCUGUCGCCUGGCCUCCUCAAAAACCUCCAACCCGGUGGCUAGGAGGCAGUUUGUGCAGUCAGCCAAAGAGGUGGCUAACACCACAGCCAACCUUGUCAAAACCAUCAAGGUCAACUCCCCAACCGAUCAAAACGCUCUGGAUGGAGAUUUUUCAGAGGAGAAUAGAACCCGGUGUCGUGUGGCGACAGCUCCUCUCCUCGAGGCGGUGGAAAACCUCUCCACUUUUGCCAACAACCCUGAGUUUGCGAGCAUCCCAGCUCAGAUCAGCAAUGAGGGCUCAGCAGCGCAGGAGCCGAUUGUGCGUUCAGCCCGCUCCAUGCUGGACAGCUCCACCUACCUUUUAGAAACAGCUCGUUCUCUGGUUCUGAAUCCUAAAGACCCUCCCACCUGGUCCAUACUAGCUGGUCACUCCAGGACUGUGUCUGACUCAAUCAAGAGCCUCAUCACCUCCAUACGGGACAAGGCACCAGGACAGAGGGAGUGUGACUCCAGUAUUGAUAGUAUCAAUAAAUGUAUCCGGGACAUUGAGCAAGCGUCUCUGGCUGCCGUCGGGCAGACCCUGCCCUGCAGAGAUGAUAUCUCCAUGGAAGCGCUCCAGGAGCAACUGACAUCCUCUGUGCAGGAGAUUGGGCACCUGAUUGAUCCUGUUUCUACCGCAGCCCGAGGCGAAGCUGCCCAGCUAGGACACAAGGUCACACGGCUGGCCAGUUAUUUUGAGCCUCUUAUUGUGGCAUCUGUGGGACUGGCUUCAAAACUCCACGACCACCAGCAGCAAAUGACCAUCCUGGAUCAGACCAAGACUCUGUCUGAGUCGGCCCUGCAGAUGCUCUACGCUGCCAAAGAAGGCGGCGGAAACCCAAAGGCGUCCCACACACACGAUGCCAUCUCCGAGGCGGCCCAGCUGAUGAAGGAGGCUGUGGACGACAUCAUGGUGACUUUGAAUGAGGCGGCCAGUGAAGUGGGCAUGGUGGGGGGCAUGGUGGAGUCCAUUGCUGAGUCCAUGGGCAGGCUGGGUGAGGGGACCCCCCCUGAACCUGAGGGCUCCUUUGUGGACUACCAGACUACAAUGGUGAAGUUCUCCAAGGCCAUCACUAUCACUGCGCAAGAGAUGAUGACCAAGUCAGUGACCUGCCCCGAGGAGCUUGGCGGCCUCGCCUCUCAAGUGACAGUGGACUACGGACAUCUAGCCCACCAGGGGAGGCUGGCUGCAGCGACUGCAGAGCCAGAGGAGGUUGGCUUCCAGAUAAAGACCAGAGUACAGGAGCUGGGCCACGGUUGUAUCUUCCUGGUGCAGAAGGCUGGAGCCCUGCAGCUCAGCCCUACAGACAGCUUCUCUAAACGGGAGCUUAUCGAGUGUGCUCGUGCAGUGACAGAGAAGGUGUCCUUGGUGCUGUCAGCACUACAGGCGGGUAACAAAGGCACCCAGGCCUGUAUCACAGCAGCUGGAGCUGUGUCGGGCAUCAUCGCCGACUUGGACACCACCAUCAUGUUCGCCUCGGCCGGAACGUUGAACCCAGAGAAUGAAGAGUCUUUCGCUGACCACAGGGAGAGCAUCCUGAAGACGGCCAAGGCACUUGUAGAGGACACCAAGCUGCUGGUCGCUGGAGCAGCAUCCAGUCAGGACAAACUGGCUCAGGCUGCCCAGUCCUCAGCCAAGACCAUCACUCAGCUCAGUGAUGUGGUCAAGCUGGGAGCGACCAGCAUGGGCUCAGAGGACCCAGAGACACAGGUGGUUCUGAUAAAUGCAGUGCGCGAUGUGGCCAAAGCUCUGGCAGAACUGAUUGGUGCCACCAAAUGUGCCUCAGGAAAAGUAGCCGACGACCCGUCCAUGUAUCAGCUGAAAAGUGCAGCCAAGGUCAUGGUAACCAACGUGACGUCUCUUCUAAAAACAGUGAAGGCUGUGGAAGACGAGGCCACUCGUGGGACGAGGGCACUGGAGGCCACCAUCGAGUGCAUCAAGCAGGAGCUGACAGUGUUCCAGUCUAAGGAUACUCCAGAUAGGGUGACCACACCUGAGGACUUCAUCCGCAUGACCAAAGGCAUCACCAUUGCAACAGCCAAAGCAGUGGCCGCGGGCAACUCGGCUCAGCAAGAAGACGUGAUCGCCACUGCCAACCUGAGCCGCAAAGCCAUCUCUGAAAUGUUGAUUUCAUGCAAGCAAGCGGCACACAACCAGGAAGUGAGCGAGGAGCUGAGGAACAAGGCCCUGCAGUACAGUUCUGAGUGCACCAAUGGAUACAUUAGCCUUCUGGAACAAGUGCUGCAGGUGCUGCAGAAACCCACAGUGGAGCAGAAACAGCAGCUGGCUGUCCACUCCAAACGUGUAGCUGCAUGUGUGACGGAGCUCAUCCAGACAGCUGAGGCCAUGAAAGAUGGAGGAUCAGAGUGUGUGGAUCCCGAGGACCCGAAUGUCAUCGCUGAGACUGAGCUCCUCGGCGCAGCGGCAUUCAUUGAAGCUGCUGCGAAUAAAUUGGAACAGCUAAAGCCCAGAGCCAAACCCAAGAAGGCAGAUGAAACACUGGAUUUUGAGGAGCAGAUAUUAGAAGCUGCAAAAUCAAUUGCUGCGGCAACUAGUGCUCUUGUCAAGUCUGCGUCAGCGGCUCAGAGAGAACUAGUGGCACAGGGCAAGGUGGGGUCAAAUCUGGCAAAUGCAGUCGAUGACGGCCAGUGGUCGCAGGGUCUCAUUUCAGCGGCUCGUAUGGUGGCAGCAGCCACCAGUAAUCUGUGUGAGGCUGCAAACGCUUCAGUUCAGGGCCACGCCAGUGAGGAGAAGCUGAUUUGUUCAGCCAAACAAGUCGCAGCCUCCACAGCUCAGCUGCUGGUGGCCUGCAAGGUGAAGGCGGACCAGGACUCUGAAGCCAUGAGGAGGCUGCAGGCUGCUGGCAACGCAGUGAAACGGGCAUCGGACAAUCUGGUGAAGGCGGCUCAGAAAGCAGCCUUUGACAAAACUGAAGACGACAGUGUGGUGGUAAAGACCAAAUUUGUUGGAGGGAUAGCUCAGAUUAUUGCAGCUCAGGAGGAGAUGCUGAGGAAGGAGCGGGAGCUGGAAGAAGCUCGGAAGAAGCUCGCUCAGAUCCGACAGCAGCAAUACAAGUUUCUGCCCAGCGAGCUGAGAGAAGAUGAAGGCUGAUUGGCUUGGGCUCCGCUGGAGUGAGAUGGUCUAAUCAGGACGGUGUUGCCGAUGUACGAAUGGCUGCUCAACUCCCUUAGAGCAGAGAGUGAUAACAGAGUAAUACACAGCACUUGAAACAGGCCUGUUUGGUGAGAAAAAAGUGCCUGUGCUUUAUUGUGUGUGUGUGGGCGCGCAUGUGUGUGUACUGUAUGUAUCAAUGGUUGGAAAGUUGUCCAUAUAAAUAGGUUGAAGGUGUGUGAGAUGGUGUUGUAUGAUGGAAAACGCAGUGUUAAUACUGACUGUUACAGUCCUGACAAUGUUGUGAAUGAAGAAAUCAUCUAUAAUCAACGAAUGUCCAAUUAGAAACUGAAGGUUCAGAGCAAAUAUUUUACAAAAACUGAAAUGUUCUCUGCCAGUUCCAAAACUCUCCAGAGGUUUUUACCUUAAAGUUUAUCUUUCUAUGUAAAAAGUCUAAAGGUUAAUUAAUUAAUUAAAAAAAAAGGAAGGAGAGGAAAUUCUUCCUUUCACCACAGCUUUGCAUGCACCAUAUGACAUAUCAGUGAUGCUACUAACCAAUAGAGUAGUAUAGAGAAAAGCACUUGUAGUAUAUAUUACUAAUAGAAAUGACUAACCCAGUGUGAAUUUGGUUUGUUGAUCAGCCGAUUUGAACCUUCUGAUUUAUCGAUGUUGUCAGCUUGACACCAAACAAUGAGGUACUCUGAUUGGAGUAGGAAACCAAUACGAUUUGAAAAGAACGCUAUAAAUAUAUUUAUUCUUUGAAAAAACAAAACGAAAAAAAACAACAACUUUUAUAUGGUUCAUGUAGUUAUUUGAAAGUGGACAGUUGUAAUCUCUGUUAGAAUUCGGAUCACGUGUGACCAAAUAUGUUGCCUGUGCUUCAUUUUGCCCCUCAUGUUCUUCCCUCACAUACACAGAAAUAUGUAAGGAAUAUAUUGUACGAUGUUUACAGUAAUUGUUGUGUUCCUCUUCUUAUGGCUUCAUGUGUUACCGUCUCUUUUCAUUAACAUUAGGAACAUGCAACGGUUGCCCUACAGAGUAGAAAAGGUCACAGUGACAUGGCCGACGUGCAGCGAAGAAUUUCCAGUCUCUAGUUGCCCAUAUUUGGUAUUCAGUGGCCCACGUCAGCUUUCCAGGAUGUAUAGAAAUUCCCAUUGUACAGCCCGAGAGGGGUAUAUUUUGUGUUCUUUAUUUGUAGAAAGAAAUAUAUAAGUAUAAUAUGUUCAAAUUAUUCGAUUGGAGCAACAACAGCUUUCACCACAUAGAAAUAAAAUGGGUCAAAUCAUGGAGAGAUUGCACAAAAAAAUAAGAAUUUUAAAUAUCAGAAAUGUGUGUUUAUGAUACAAAGUAAAGGCUGCUUAUGUUGGGCCAGUUCGUGGCCAAUAUUUUGGAUACCCCAGCACCAGAUUUGGACUUUUCAGAUUUGUAGGACCUGCAAUAGUUGGUUUGAUUGGUUUAAUUGACCAUUUCUGCCUGGUGGAUCACUGGAAACCCCAUCACUCAAAGUCAACCAAUCACACAGUUACUUUUCUCCUGUGACCCUGUUGUCAUUGGCAUUAGAGGCAUUAGACUGACAGUCUACAGCAAUACAGUAGAAUUGAGAAUAUUCUGCACGGGUUAGUGAUGAAGAACGAGUCUGUGUUACUGAGUGACAGGAGAGUCGGAGGUGUGCAGUCAUUAAUGGCUUCUUUCUUUGGUGAAACAAUCAUACUUUAUGCACUGAAAUAUCCCAUAAACUACGCACUGAAGAAGACUAUUUAAAGCUUCUAAUAUAUUUAAAUGUCGGACACACACUAUUAAUAAACGUGGAGGGUUUGUUUUCACGUUUCCCAUCAUGGAAACUGAUUAGUUCUCUUUUCCUUAGUACAGUAUUGUAUUAUAUGUAUUGUAAAUGUUUACUAGUUUAUCUCCUGGGUCUGUCCAUGCCAGUGUCUGGUUUGCAUUGUGUACUAGUGCCUUACUCAAGUCUGCUCCUCUCCGGAUCAGAACAGAUGCCAUUUUAAUGCCCAUGGUGGUCUUAAUAAACUGUCAUCUACUCCUUUGCCAUACUGUUCGAUGCCUUGGCUGGAAACGUACCUGCCCACAAUGUUAUAAUGCUGAUACGAAAGGGCAUCUGUGGAUACCUUAGGACUUAGAGACCAUAUCAGAAGACUAACACUAGACUGCAUUCCAUGAGCAUGUGGCGAUUUGUGUUCAAAUCAUGUCCUCGUUCCAUCUGAUUCCGUCUGAUUACUGUUAAGGAAAAAAGGAAAGGAAAAAUAAGUUUUUAUCAUUAAAUGUAAGAAAUACCCUGAAAUAUAUUGUCUAACUGAUUUGUCUGAGUAUUUACAGAAACAGAAACAAGUCUCUUAUUGAAUUGAUGUUGUGGUUUCUUCGACAGACUUUUGUUGGUUGUUUUAUGAUUUUAUGCUGUAUGUAUGAUGUUUAUCUGGUCACAGAGGUAUUUUUUGUAUUCACCAAAAAUAAAACAAAUAAAAAUAAAUACUUCCAUUGAA